UGUUGGAGCAGCGGGGCCGUCGAAGCCAGUUUUCCUGAGCUCCAUUGCAGGUUUUUGGAGGCUGCGCCGGCGGCUCGCGGAUUCACGAGCAUCGACUCGACCUUGCGCUUCCUCGUUUUACGCGCAUCCGCAUCACUUGCAGAUCCACCAAUCGGUCAUCGCCGCACUCUGUUUGGUGCGCUCGUGCAUAAAUGUGAUGCCGUCACGUAACUGCUUCUGUCAAUUUACCGAGCGGUUAACCGGGAGAUUCCGGGCGAUCCUGGCCGGAGAGCGGGUCCUGCAGGGCGUUUUUACGCUUUGACCUUUGACUGGCAGCGGAUGACAAAUCAAAGGUCGGCCGCUUGUAAACGGAGGUCCGUUCUCAAAGCGCAUCUCCACCACGACACCAUACGGAAACAUCCGAUGAAUGAAAGCAGUCUGCGAGCUGGUCGAUAGCGGCGGAGAUUGCUUCGGCAGAGUCGGCGGCGGCGGCGGCGGCGCAGUCGCGAGCACCACAGCGUCAACCCUCGGACCGAAGGCGGGUUCCCUGAGAGAGGAGGACUGCAGCACCAUGGACAGCUCAGAUAUGGAUGCUAACUAUAGCGGUGGACUGUUGGACAUGGUGAAGGGAGGAGCUGGGAAGUUCUUCAGCAACUUCAAAGACAACUUGAAGGACACGCUGAAAGACACCUCCACCAAGGUCAUGCAUCAGGUUGCCACGUACACUAAAGGGGAGCUGGAUAUUGCCUACAUCACAUCCCGGAUCAUAGUAAUGACCUACCCGGCGGAGUCGGUGCAGAUCGGCUACCAGAACCACGUGGAGGACAUUCGCUCCUUCCUCGACAGUCGCCAUGCCGACCACUACACUGUCUUCAAUCUAUCACAGCGGAACUACCGAGGCGCCAAAUUUUCCAACAGGGUGUCAGAGUGCAAUUGGCCCUCUCUCCAGGCGCCCAGCCUCCACAACCUGUUUGCUGUGUGUAAGAACAUGCACAACUGGCUCAAACAGAAUCCUAAAAAUGUGUGUGUCAUCACCUGCUCGGAUGGACGUGGUCCCUCGGGUGUUUUGGUCUGUGCCAUGUUCUGCUUCUGCCACCUCUUCAACAACCCAGUUCCUGCUAUGCAGUUGCUCAGCGCCAAGAGACCCGGUUCCGGCCUCUGGCCAUCACACCGCAGGUACAUAGGCUAUGUGUGUAGCAUGGUAUCGGAGAAGCCCAGCCUACCACACUCCAAGCCUUUGAUGAUCAAGAGUCUCACCAUCACUCCGGUCCCCUGUUUCAACAAGCAGCGCAGCGGCUGUCGGCCCUUCUGCGACGUCCUCAUUGGGGAGACAAAGAUCUUCAGCACUGCACAGGAGUACGAGAGGAUGAGAGAGCACAGGGUUCAAGAGGGUAAGGUGGUUUUCCCUCUGGGUGUGAGUGUGCAAGGAGACGUCAUUGUGUCGGUCUACCACAUGAGGUCCACCAUCGGGGGACGACUGCAGGCCAAGGUGUCCAACACACAGAUAUUCCAGAUCCAGUUCCACACUGGCUUCACUGCUCCUGGUACCGCCACCUUGAAGUUUAACAAACCAGAGCUGGAUGCUUGCGACUCUGCUGAGAAGUACCCACAGCUUUUCCACGUGAUAGUGGACGUGGAGGUGGAGGGGAUGGAUAAGCAAAAAGACCUGACGCCACCGUGGGAGCAGUUCCCCUGUAAAGAUCUGAACCCCAGCGUGCUCUUCUCCUGCCAUCAGGAGCAUCAGGAUGCACUCGCUAUUGCUGAGCCAAGUCGGCCCCCCGGAGGUCCGGACAGCCGGAGCCGAGGCGAGGAGAGCGAGCCCUCGGAUGAUGAGAUGCUCUCUCUCUCCAGCCAGCGGAGCAACGCAAGCACGGCCCCCCAGAGACCCAGGCCCCCGUCUCCGGCGUCCGCCGCUGCUGCACCCGCCGAAGAAGUGGAUCUUCUUGGCCUCGAUGGGGAGGAGAUCAACCGGCCCGCAUCUCAUCCUCCGUCUGCUGCAGCCGCAACUACUGACCUUCUAGGGGACUUGUUUGGGGGCCCACCACAGCCAACCAGCGGGGCAUCAUCUGCACAGUCCACGCCACAGAAAGUAGCCCCAAACACGGCCUCGCCGUGUCCGUCUCCUGCGCCAACAGCAUUUAAUCCCUUUGGAACGGGUCCCAUUCCUAAGGCUCAGGACAUGAUGAGUUCAUUCCUUGGACAAGGUAAUGUGGGGCAGACAGACCCCUUCCUGCAUGCUGCUCGCUCUCCAUCACCCACCCUGCAGCCCCCCAGCUUGGGCCGGAGUUCCCCCGUCCUGCCCAGCAACCCCACUGUCAACAUUCAGCAGCAGAAUUCAAAGGGAGGAUGGGACUGGAACAGACCUGCCACAACAAGCGCAGGCUUUGGUGUGGGCAGUCGGUCAGCCACUACUAGCCCCACAGGCUCGGUCCACAGCACCCCCACCCACCAAACCAAGCCAAACAACCUGGACCCAUUUGCUGACAUAGGAAAUCUCGGGGGGAGCCUUGGAGCAGGUCCCGGCUUCUGCAGCAAACCCACCACGCCUACUGGAACGGCCCCUUCCAUCCCUCCCAUGGGGUCCCCAUCAAGACCUCCUCCGUCACCCCAGCACGCCGAGGGGCGGCAGCCCAACGCAGGGGCCGGCUUCCCCUCGUGGCAGCCGGGUGCUGGAGGCGGCGGAGGAUGGCAACACCAAGGACAGGGCGCCGCCCCGCAGCCAAAGCCCAGCCCCAGUCACACCCCCAUGCCUCACUCGUCGCCCCAGAACCGACCCAAUUACAAUGUGAGCUUCCCUGCAAUGGGGGGAGGAUCGCCCAGCGCAGGGGCCAAAGCACAGGCUGGCAUGGCAGGUUGUAAGCCCAAAGCCUCGCAGGCCAACUUUGACGACCUGCUGUCUGGUCAGGGCUUCGCAGGGACCAAAGAAAAGAAAGGACCCAGGACUAUAGCAGAGAUGAGGAAGGAGGAGAUGGCCAAAGAGAUGGACCCUGAGAAAAUAAAGAUUCUGGAAUGGAUCGAGGGGAAGGAGCGUAACAUCCGGGCUCUGCUGUCCACAAUGCACACUGUGCUGUGGGAGGGGGAGACGCGCUGGAAGUCUGUGGGCAUGGCCGACCUGGUCACUCCGGAUCAGGUCAAAAAAGUCUACCGCAAAGCAGUCCUGGUGGUCCAUCCAGAUAAGGCGACAGGACAGCCCUAUGAACAAUAUGCCAAGAUGAUUUUCAUGGAACUUAAUGAUGCGUGGUCAGAAUUUGAAAGCCAAGGACAAAAACCCCUCUACUGAAUAAACGGAGGAAGUGAGUCAGCGAAGGAUGAUGUCCCUCCUAAUUCCACCGUUAAAUCCUAAAAAUGUGUCAUCAUUCCCGAUCAACAUGCUACAGCCCUAAAACGUCUGCCUUUAUACCUGCGCUUCGACCCGCACCUCUCGCGUCGUUACACACAAAGAACAUCUGAAAAGACGUCAAAGGACUACAGAACUCCAGCCUUCGGACGGACGGUGUGACCGAGCAAAAGAUCCCUGCAGCUCAAAAGUACCUUCUUACAGUGUGUAUGUGGCGCAGCCCCACCCCCCCCCCCCCCCCCCACCCCCCCACCCCCGGCCCUGAGACCGGGCAAUCAAAGCAGAGUCUCCGGGAUGUCUGGGAAAACAAAAGCAACGCUUGAUUGAGGGGGGGCGGGGGGGCCGAUCGAAAAGAGAGCGAGAGACGACGGACACACGCGAUAAAGAGACAAAUCCAUCAGAGAGUAAACGAUUCCGAGCCCCAGUGUAGUCUGUAAGGCCCAAAUAGGCAUUUAAAAGCAAUCAAGGCAUUUCACCAAAGGCCUACAGGGCUCAACAUUCGAGGUACAAUAGUUGUUUCACUGACAAGCCUGGUCCAAAACACGUUGUAUAAAUUAAUAAUCUAACUCAUUUAGUGCAAAGGGAAUGAACGUAAACUGUCACUAGCACCUUUGCCUGUAACUGAUUUCUGGUUUGCUCCCUUCUCCAUGAGCCUUAUUUAUUUAGCUUCCUGAGGACAAUUGAAAAGAGGCAAAUGAUGUGGCUCUACAAUAAAAAAAAACGCCGGUCCGAGGACCACUACAGUUCCCGUUGCUGACGUAAUAUUCAGAAUAACAAAAAGGUGCUUGUACUGUAGGAGAGUGAUUCAUUAUUAGUUGUGUGUCUAAUGUUAUCAAGCCUGCUGUGUUUCCAUGUCUGAGGGAACUGAGGAUCGAGUACUGUAUUUUAGGGUCAAUUCCACACAUGGAGCAGCUCAGGGCCUCAUGCCCACUCAUUCAUAAAGGAAUACAUGCUCUGUGAAAGCACAAACUUCACUCGGUGCAGCUUUGAACGGAAGCCAUUAUUAUUUAUUAUUUGUCCACAUGUUGCUUGUUUAAUUUGGGUUGUUUUGUGUAUCAAACCUGCUGCAUUUUUGUGGUUUUAAAAGAACGUGUUUGAGACUUUAAGGGCCAUUAUCUUUCACUCAACAACUGAUUGUAAUAUAAUGUCAGAUGACAAUGUCCAUGUGGCUUAGUGUAUCGCACACGACCACAUCUCAAAUUAUUCAUUUUACUCAGAUCCUAUAUCUAUUGGCAGCGAUUGGACGUUUAAAAUGUUUUAUUUUUUUAUGUUCCGAGACAUAUCCAUCACAGCACUGACACUUUUAUUGAUAAUUGAUAAUUAUCAAUAAAUAAUUGAAAUGAUAAUUAUCAUUCUUUUUGUCUGGAUGAGUAAUCCUGGAAUUGAUCUCAUAUCAAGAUUUAGGUACAACACACGUGGUUUGACACGUCGCAGUAUUUUAGAAAUUGACUGCUGACAUUGUCUCCUCCUGUAAAAACAUUUACAAAAAUGUAAUAUAUGAGAUAACCUUUUUGCAGAAACUGCAGUAAUUCUCAGUUUCUUUUUUCGGGGGUUCGAGGACAACAAUGACAUCUUGAAGUUUGACAUCUGUUAAAAAUGUGUUUACAGUAAAUUUACACACGCACAAAUUGAGACAAAUAUUUGCCUUCACAUGUUCAUGAAAUGCUCUUUGUAUUGAUAUCACGCUCUCGCUUUCUGUCUGUUUUGAAGUCCUGGAUUUGAAUCCUUCAUUAUUCCCCAGGGUGCACAUUGGCUUUGUUGAGGAUCUGGACUGCGUACCGAGUAUUUCUGCUUUAAAGAUGCAUCCUUGACUGAAAUGGGUGCUUGAACAAGCCUCUGGGUCUUAGUCAGAAAGGAGGCUACUGGAAGCAUGUGGUAUGUGCUCCUGUGCUCUAGUGACGCUGAGGACCUACAUGUGAAAUGAAAUAACACUCAUAAGCUCCCUCACUGGCUGAAUUCCCUAUCUGCAGUCUAACGGCUAUGUUAAAAAGCUAACCUCUAUAUUGUAUUCAAUGGAUGUGUGUUGGUUGAAGUUACGUAUGGAAGUGAUCAGGUUUGAAAAAAAACAAAACUACUGUAUGUUAAGUGUUUGCCUGUCUGCUGUUCAAGUAUUACUAAACUGUGUAAAAAGGAUGUUCAUGUGUUCCCUUUCAGGUCUGUUUACUGGUACAAGAUGUACAUAAUGAUCAAGUGCAGAGCACAACAAUAAAUAGUAAACAGAAAACUGAA
Messenger RNA from Pungitius pungitius (ninespine stickleback), 5545 nucleotides. RefSeq names its product DnaJ (Hsp40) homolog, subfamily C, member 6 (gene dnajc6). Gene Ontology annotation, biological process: protein dephosphorylation; clathrin-dependent endocytosis; synaptic vesicle uncoating. Gene Ontology annotation, molecular function: clathrin binding; protein tyrosine phosphatase activity. The transcript has 19 exons. The record is from RefSeq and is a predicted model, not a curated record. The coding region runs from base 407 to 3259 and encodes 950 amino acids. Lineage: Eukaryota; Metazoa; Chordata; Actinopteri; Perciformes; Gasterosteidae. Gene Ontology annotation, cellular component: postsynaptic density; intracellular membrane-bounded organelle; cytoplasm.